GCCCCGCCUCUCCAGGUGCGCUGAAGCCGGCAAACAUGGUCGACACCUAUAUUCUCAGCCAGGGCUUGACUACCCUGGCAGGGUUGUUGCUCUUGCCCUUCGGCAGCUUGGCCGCUAGUCAGAUCGAGGAUCAAGCAGAACAGUUCUUUAGAAGUGGCCAUACAAACAACUGGGCAGUUUUGGUUUGUACCUCCAGAUUCUGGUUUAAUUAUCGACAUGUUGCAAAUACUCUUUCUGUUUAUAGAAGUGUCAAGAGGCUAGGUAUUCCUGACAGCCACAUUGUUCUGAUGCUUGCAGAUGAUAUGGCAUGCAACCCUAGAAAUCCUAAACCAGCUACAGUGUAUAGUCACAAGAAUAUGGAACUGAAUGUGUAUGGAGAUGAUGUAGAAGUGGAUUAUAGAAGUUAUGAGGUAACUGUGGAGAAUUUUUUACGGGUGUUAACUGGGAGGAUUCCAUCUAGCACGCCUCGAUCAAAACGUCUUCUUUCUGAUGAUCGGAGCAAUAUUCUUAUUUAUAUGACAGGACAUGGUGGAAAUGGUUUCUUGAAAUUUCAAGAUUCUGAAGAAAUUACCAACAUAGAACUUGCAGAUGCUUUUGAACAAAUGUGGCAGAAAAGACGAUACAAUGAGCUACUAUUUAUUAUUGAUACUUGUCAAGGAGCAUCCAUGUAUGAGAGAUUUUAUUCUCCUAACAUAAUGGCUUUAGCUAGUAGCCAAGUGGGAGAAGAUUCUCUUUCGCAUCAACCUGAUCCUGCAGUUGGAGUCCAUCUUAUGGAUAGAUACACGUUUUAUGUCUUAGAAUUUUUGGAGGAAAUUAAUCCAGCUAGCCAAACUAAUAUGAAUGACCUUUUUCAGGUAUGCCCCAAAAGUCUGUGUGUGUCUACUCCUGGACACCGCACUGAUCUUUUUCAGAGGGAUCCUAAAAAUGUCCUGAUAACUGAUUUCUUUGGAAGUGUACGGAAAGUGGAAAUUACAACAGAGACUAUUAGUUUGCAGCCAGAUUCAGGAGUCAUGGAAAGCAGCUAUAAGAAAGACCAGAUGGUUGAGGAACUAAUGGAACCUCUGAAAUACGCUGAACAACUUCCUGUAGCUCAGAUAAUACACCAGGUGGUUAUGUGCCUAUCCUGAUACACUUGACAGCAUGUGAACUCAAGGAUCCACCAAAGGCAAUAGUACUAGAAGCGCCAUGACAGAAGGAGAAUAGGAAACACAGGAGGAUCUUCUUAGAAACUGGCUGUUUGGAUACAGACAUCUGAAAAUACAGUGUCCUUCAGCUUAAUGCUGUGUACUUGGCAGUGGUUACUGACCAGCAACAGAUCGAAACUGUGACUAGGAGUUAUUUAAUCUGUCAUCUAAAUUGACCUGAAAUCACCUUAAUGUGCUUCGCAAUAAGAAUUGAGAUUAUCAUUCACUUUACAAUGGAUAUAUUCAUGUCAGAAAAGUCGUAUUUUAUACUAAAGGAAUCAAUAACUUAGUUACAGACUUGUAACAUUCAAGAUUAACUUUCAUUUCAUUGUGCUAAUCCUGUUUAGUGAGUAAUUAGAGUAGUAUAUUUCAGUUAUAAUUUCUGAUAACAUUUUCUUUUUUAUUUACCAAGGUUAUUAAUACCUUGUGAAAACAGAAUAGUAUCCAUUUUACCUAAUUUUGGUUAACUAAGACAUUUCUAGUUUAAAUGUGCCAAUAAAGAUUUAAUUUUGUAGAAUAAAUGUUUUUAGUUUUAGAUAAUGUUGUUAAGUCUAUAAAGAUUGCUAGAGAGAGAGAUGUAAUAAUUAUAAAUGGAUCUAUUAGGCACUAAUUAUAUAUUUUACAUAUUUUGUUUUGCUAAAUAACUAUAUCUGUUAUACCUAAAAUUGUUAAAGUUUGUGAUAGAUUUAACUGACAUUUUAGCAAUCAAUUUUUAAGAAUUUCAGACUGACUUUGCUUCUUUCCUGGUACAUCUCAACUGUUUCUGACAAAAAUAAAAUAGUAACUGUAAUAGCUAUAAUCCUUAGCAUUCAACUAAUGUAGAAGUAGAAAAGGACUGUUUCAGAACAUUGAUUAAGCCAUUUAUAAGGCCUUUGUCCUUGGAAAGAUUGUUACAAGCAGGGUAUGGGAAAAAUAAUUAUAAGAUUUGUUUUUGUUUGCAAAUAUGUCAAACAUUUCUAUAAUGACUAUCAUGACUAAAUGUGACUGGUUUUGUUAAAAAUACUGUGUCAAACUUUAGAAAGCUUAUUGUAAAAGAAAUUUAGUUUCUAAUUUUUAGGUACAAGCAAAUGAUAUUCAAAAAGUUAAUUUGACUGAAAUUAACUAUUUCUCUGAAUAAUGGCUUCAUUUAAGCACAAAAGUAGGCUUCCUGAUUUGUACUUCAUACUAUAUAUUUCAAAUGCCAAAGAACACUUACAAGCACUGUAAUGAUUGUUUUGGAAGAGUAGCAUUACAGAAGUUAGAAAAAUUCUGCCUAAAAACACAGAGUUGGAAUUUAACUUUUCCUUAAAUAAAGUGUUAGUCACUCAGUCGUGCCCAACUCUUUAUGACCCCAUGGCCUGUAGCCCACCAGGCUCCUCUGUCCUUGGAGUUUUCUAGGCAAGAAUACUGGAGUGGGUUGCGAUUUCCUUCUCCAGGGGAUUUUCCUGACCCAGGGAUCGAACCUGGGUCUCCUGCAUUGCAGCAAAGUAACAAAAACCCAUUAUAGUAAUUUUCAACUUUUUUCCCUCAACUAUUUACCCAUUUAGAAAUAGUUGUAUAACUUGAAACAAGCAUUAUUCAUUAUUGGUGUAUUAUUGAGGAUUUUUGUCUUUGGUUUUUUGUCUUUUUUGGUAGAGAAAAAAAUUAAUUUAGAUGUACUUUUUGGAAUUUGGGAAUUUUUGAAUUAAGUUAUUGACAUUUUUCUUAACAAAGUGAGAGACUUUUCCUCAUGGUUUGAAAUUAAAAGGUAAUAUAAGAGUAUGCUGAUUUUGCACUGCUUUCUUAGAUUCAUGUUAUCUUAAUGUUAACAAAUCUUCUAGAUUCUUAAAAAUCUAUGCAAUCCUGCUUCUCUUAGAUGGCAUCUCACCAAAAUGUUGUCCACUCAGUCAUAGAAAAGUCCUCUCAUACUCCUCAGAGCAACCUGUUCUUUCUUUGAACUGCUUGUUGGAAAAUUUUCUUAUAUCUAAUUAGGAACAAUCUCUUAUGCUUUCCACUCCUUCAUUUUAGUUCUCACACUGACGGCUACAUAAAACAAGUCUAGUCCAGGUUGCAUUCUGCCAGCCAUCAUCAGAUAUUUGAAAAGAUACUACUUUUCUCCUCAACUUUCCAGGAAGAUUCUGUUUUAAGGAAGACAUUGCGGUGUCAUGGAAAGACCAUGGUCUUUUAAAUGAGCAGGCCUAAGUUCAAACUAAGUAGGCUAAUUAAUAAUUUUGUUACUUUGGAUGAUUUACUUACCUCUUUUACUCUAGUUCUUAUCUGUAAAAUGGGGUUAAAACUUUCAAUGAAGAAUUGUUACAAGAUAAUGUGUCCGGAGCAUUUGGCACAUUCUUGACACAUUCUUGACGCUGAACAGAUGUUGGUUGUUUACAGAUGUUGACUAUCUUCUCUUUUUCCUUUCCCAUUCCACCUCCCCUCUUCCAUAUUUAGGAGAACAUAUUUAAAAGCAUGAUUAUUUUAUUGAGGCAGAGAAUGUGUUAAAGAAAUGAUAGAAAUCACUUAGUUACUCACUAACAAAUGGGAGAAGAGAAUAGGCCCAAACUACAUCUUUCCUUGUAUCCAUUAAGUUUGACUGAAUGAAGAAACCGUUGAUCCAUGUAUCUGACUGAUAAAACUGAGGGUAUAUGUAGAAAAAUUCAUUUAAGGAGAAUACAACUAGAUGGUAUACAUAAAUAAUGAGAAAUUUUGGGAGUGUGCACCUGUUUCAUUUUUUUCUGUAAAAGAUGUGUGGCUUCUUUACCAACUGAGCUAUCAGAGAAGCUCAAAUUGAGAGUUGCUCAGUUGUGUCCAUCUCUUUGCAACCCCAUGGACUACACAGUCUAUGGAAUUCUCCAGGCCUGAACACGGGAGUGGGUAGCCUUUUCUUUCUCCAGGGGAUCUUCCCUAUCCAGAGAUUGAACCCAGGUCUCCUGUGUUGCAGGCAGAUUCUUUACCAACUGAGCCACAAGGAAAACACAAGAAUAUUGGAGUAGAUAGCCUAUCCCUUCUCCAGGGCAUCUUUCCCACCCAGGAAUCCAACCAGGGUCUUCUGCAUUGUAGGCAAUUCUUUACAAGCUGAGCUAUCAGGGAAGUCCUAACGGCAAGCAAGCAAGCUAUAAAAGGAUUCCAUGCACAAAAUAACCCAUUUCUUAUAUAUAUCAUAUUUCUGUAUACAAUCUAAAUUCAUAUUCAUACUUGUAGCCAUGAGAU
Molecule: messenger RNA, 4349 nt
Organism: Dama dama (fallow deer)
Lineage: Eukaryota; Metazoa; Chordata; Mammalia; Artiodactyla; Cervidae
Gene: PIGK
Product: phosphatidylinositol glycan anchor biosynthesis class K
Exons: 11
Coding region: 36-1127 (363 amino acids)
Biological process (GO): attachment of GPI anchor to protein; protein localization to cell surface; proteolysis
Cellular component (GO): GPI-anchor transamidase complex
Molecular function (GO): GPI-anchor transamidase activity
Source: RefSeq, a predicted model, not a curated record